Molecule: messenger RNA, 7296 nt
Organism: Ceutorhynchus assimilis (cabbage seed weevil)
Lineage: Eukaryota; Metazoa; Arthropoda; Insecta; Coleoptera; Curculionidae
Source: the annotation of a GenBank genome assembly
UACGGCGUUAUCAUGAGCAUAUUUGUGUCGUAAACUAUUCGAACUCACAUCGUACAGCCUCACGUAACUGUCCCAAGAAGAAACCAGCAAAAACUGAUUGGUAUUGGGGCCAAAUUUUACACUGGAAAUCGAGUCGUCCGGUGGCGAUUUUAGUUUGUAUUCGGAUUGCGAUUUCAUCAUUAAGCGAUAUUCAAUAGUAUAAUUUUAUUAGUUUUGCGAUCGGGUACCGCUGUUUGGUUUAAUUAUUUCAAAUUUAUAAACAAUAAAAACAAUGGAAAACAUGCCUUCACCAUUACGGUGUCAUGUGUCAAUAAGUUGUCAAAUCACAUGAAAACUAGGCGCUUUCUUUUAACCUAGUGCAAGCUGUGCUGGUCCAAUAUUUUUCAAGCAUUAACCGAUAAGGCACUUUGCUUUUUUCUUAAUUAAUCUGGCUUAAUUUCCUCUACAAACAGCUAUAUAAUGUAAUUAGCUAUGAAACUUUAAUGUGGUUAUAAUUUGGUUAAAACUCAGUUUGCAACCGGUGAACGCAAACCAAAAUAUAUUUCCUUGCAUAAGUUUUUUUUUUGCGCAGUUGCAGUGUGAACAUAACCUUCAAACGAACCAACUAAACUAUUUUUGGAAAUUGCAAUGGGUGCAUUUUUUAUUCUUUAAUUUCCUAGUUAAAAAUACCCAUUCAAAUAUUGAAAUUGAACUAUUUCCUAUAGUGAUGUCUCCUUCAUUUCAGCUAUUUGAGUAUCGCGAUAUUGUCCAGCAUCUUUCCAUGGGAAGGAAAUGAAGUAGAAAUUUUCCUGGAAAGAAAAAGAAGCUGUUGCCGAAGAUAAUAUGAUACAGGACGAGGAAGAACUCGAUUAUGAGAUCGAAGUCGAAGAUGAAGAUCGGCUCCUGGAAUCAAGUGAUCAAGAAUCGGAGAAAUGCAGUUCCGAUGAGGAUAGUGCUCCAAGAACCACUUGCCAAACGCCCUCUAAUAAUGAUAGAAAAAAAAUUAAUUAUCUGAGAUGCUAUAGAACAUAUGCAAAUUCUUCCAGAAGGAAUUAUAGAUAUUCUGAACGAAAUACUAACUGUUCGACUAUCACAGAUGGCUCAUAUGAGGAAGAUGAAGUGAAUGAAUCCAAUAAUUGUCUCACAUCCAUAGAUUCUGGAGUUUCAGAUCCAGAUGUUUCGCAAUUUACCUUUGAUGAAAACAAGGAAGAUAAAGAUUAUCCUGAGUCUCCAACUAAGCACUUAAAUUAUAAUAAUAAUAAGAAACCUAUGGACUUUUCUUAUGAAGAUACUGUAAUGAAUUCUAUAAAUACAACUGCUACUAUAUGUAAUGAAAAAAAUAUUAAUGAAGAUUUCCUGAAAAAUAGUCACCCCAAUAACAUGGCUAUCCAUUCACCAAAAAGUUCGCAGAAGCAAAUAAAGAAAAAAAACAUUUUUGGAAAUAUUACUAUACAAAUACCUACUAAGCCAAAAUCUACCAAUUUUACUAGGAACUUAAUUUUAUCUAAUAACACGGUAACAAGUCCUAACCUUUUCCAAUCAUCGGAAAAUGUGCAGACUCCAAUUAAAAUUACUCCCAUUAGUAAAGUAACUACAAAUAAACUUCCUGAUAGAUCGCCAUCGAAAAAAGUGCAGGAGCCAAUUAUAUCCAAAAAUAAACGUACUUCAACUAGUCAAUCGGAUGGAAGUGCAAACUCCUAUGUGGAUGCAAUGGCUAUUCAGUCAUCAACAAAUGCACAGGAGCCUAUUAAGUCCUUAAAUAAUAGGGAAAUUGCUCAAAGUAAAACAGGCAUUGCAAAAAAACCUACUACUGAGACUGCUCAAUCCUUAGGAAACUUGCAAGGGCCAAGUAAACCUAAGAUUAUACCAAAUAAUUUCAAAGUUCAAAUUAUAGGCCAAGAGAGGAGUUUAGUGCCUCAGCCACAGCUAUCAACAUUGGAUCCACCUCAGUUUUCUCGGCGGAUUGCAAAAAAGCCUUUUACCUGGAAACGAACUUUUGAGAAACCCACUAUCUUAGUAAACAGCAAAGAUAUUUCCCGAUUUAUUGCAAGUUGUACUACAGACGAUGAUAAUAACUGUUUGAAAAGCCCCAAUAUUUUCAAAAUUCCAUUGAAGAAGCCACCUUUCAAGCCAGAAUGGCAGACUGUUUCUGCCCCUGUAGAGAUUCCAGAUUCUAAGGACGACGAUAUGUUCGAUCUCACAAGAUUUUUCAUGAAAUCGAGUAUUGCAAGUGACGGGGAUGAUAUAGCGGAUCCUUCAUUUCUGGAUAAUGAUGGUAUGUCCUUCUAUGAAGAUGACCCAGAAAAAUUGGAGAUGGUAAACGAAUGGGUCAGUAAACAACCGAGCCGGAUAAUUCCUUCAGUCUAUAGAGGCCUGUGCUACAAAACUUUUUUCAAUACUAGAAGAUGUAUUAAAUGUCGAAACCAGCAUAAUUUGAGGGUUCAUUUUGCCAACAAAAGUAAUCUAACUAAGCAGGAAAUACAAGUUGGACUUAGUUUUGCUAUUGAAUAUCCGUCAUUCUAUGAACAGGUUUUACCAAUUUUUGCUGAGAUUUUUAGCAGUGAAGAUGAUAAAGAGGGGCUUGUAUACAUGAUCCAUCAAAUUUUCAAAAAUAAUCCUCCCAUCAACCAAGUCAACGCCUUAAAUACAGUAUUAAUCAAUCUACAACAAACUGAUUUGGAGACUCUCCAAGAGAGUAUCCAAUAUGUUCUGAUUCAAGUUGGUUUCAGAAGCUAUAUUUCAUUUGGUGAGGCUCUGGUUGAAGUAAUUAUUUCCUCAGAUAAUGUACCAAGUUGCUGGCCAAUUAUACGCAUAAUGAUUACCGGCGGACUGACAUUGCCUGGAAAGUUGGCCUCAAAUUUCUUGACAAAACUGAUUAAACCACCUAUCGACUCAAAACUUUGUCGUGAGGUGUACACCCUUAUUUUAAAAUACAAAUUUGUAGAUAUAACAUCAAUUAAUAGUGAAUUACGUGAUCAGUUCUUUCUAUUAGCAAAACCUCAAAAUAGAGUGCAUUGUGAAGAGAACCGUAGAAAUAACGUUCCAUCGACAUCUUAUCCUUCAGCAUUCCCACAACAAGUGCAUUUUAACGGACCUUCUUAUAAUUCUGCACCGCACAUUCAAAACUCAAGUGCGACGCCGGAAAAGAUGUUGGGCAGCAAUUCGAAUGAGAAUAUUGAUUUUGGUACGCUUUGGGGAACAAAAAGAUUGAGUUUUAAAGAUCCCUAUAUUAAUGAGGAUGAAGUAUUUGAACAAUUUGGUCAUGAUUACAGGGAUCCCUCCAAAAUACCAAAUCAAUCUAAGAGCAGAAUGAAUGAACGGCCAUCAAAUUUCUACAGAGCUUCUAGUACGGGUGACGACUCGUUACCCUCCAGAGAGAAUCUGCCCACAAAAACAUCUGGAAAUACAUUCCCUAACCGUUCUGGUUUCGCUUACAAUCCGGAAGGUGUCCAGUACGAUCCUAUGAAGGAUUAUGAUUAUAGUCAAAGUAAAUCCAAACCUACGCAUCAACAACCGCAAUCACGGGAUUCAGAAUAUGAUAGAUUGUUGAACAAUAAUCCUGAGCAUGCACAUACAACCCAAAGAAAGUAUAAACAACCGCAAACACAGGAUAGAUUGUUGAACAAUAACUCUGAGCCUGCACAUAAAACCAAAAGAAAGCAUCAACAGCCGCAACCACAGGAUACGGAAUUUGAUAGAUUGUUGAACAAUAAUUCUGAGCCGCCACGAAAGAAGUUUCAACUAAAUUCCGGACGUGUAGUUUCUGGUCCCCAGAUUGAUGAUACUUUUGAUGAGAGCUUCACAGGAAUACCUGCAGCUAGACCUAGACAAGAGCUUCAAUAUUCUAAGCCUCCCGAUGAACCAGUAUUUGGCAAACUAUGCUUGAACCCUGAUUACACACACAAUACCAGCCUGCACAAUCUUUACGUCGAAAGUUUGGGUGGACUAGACAUGAAUCUAGAUGAUCUCGCUUUGUUGGAUGAGAUUUUUGUGAUGGGGAAAGGGCACGACUUUUUGAAACUCAUCGAAAAAUAUAAAGGUUCCAAAAAUGUGAGGUAUUUCAUCACGGGUGCCCUGGCCCACCUAAAGUGUUGUAAUCAAACAAUGGUAAAAGUUUGGAAGAGGAUACUGGAUGGAAUGUCUCGUGCCAUGCCAAAUUUUUACGGUUCCAGCCAAAUCAGAGCUAUUAUUGAGGUGAUUACUAUGAAUAUACUUUUUAUGCAAGUAACAUGUAAAUUGUGGUCUGAAGCUAAGGAUCUCUUGAUGAUAUUUACUGACUGGGAUAGCUUGGUAACAUCUAGGUUGACCUUGAUGAAUCCCCAAACCAAAUUAUCUAUUCUUGGCAAAUAUCUGUUUAUAGCAAAAUUGCUUCAGUUUACCGAACCGAAGUAUUCCUAUAAGAUAUUGACCUGUCCUGAGUUAAAAUUAAUGGAGCAUGAGAGCACGUGGCCAUACUGUGAAGACCAAUGCACAACAAGGGAGCUGAGAAAUAGAAAUUUUCUCCUGAAUACAUUCCUACAAGAAACGUAUCUUCAGGAUAUUGAAGUAGUUAUUGAUAUUUAUAAAGUAGCUUUUUCAAGAAACGGUGGCAUUUCGAACUUCAAUGUGAUACCAUAUAUAAAUCCUAUGCUAGAGAGAUUGAUAGCGGAAAAAAAUAUUUCAGCCUUAGAGCAUAUUAAUAAAUCAAAUGUGUUUUUCGAAUAUAUGGAUAUAAAUAUUUUAAAACAAUUUCUACUUCUUAUGUUUUCACACUUGCCUAUGAAAGAUGGAUGUAAGAUUUUUGACAUAUGCACUAGUCGCUCCAUUUACAAACGGAUUUGCAUAAAUGAUAUCUUACAAGAAAAUAUACUACUAUACACAACUAAUACCACUGAAGAAAUAGAAAUAAUUCUAAAAUAUUGUUUCUAUAAGUUGGUCCAAAUAAGAUAUUUGCCUUCGGGUUUCAGAUUUUGGAUUAAAACUAAUACAAUCUCUGGAACAGAUGAAGAAAUGGUCAACGAUGCUAUAACUACGACUAAAAAUAAAGUUGUAAAUAUGCUUGACAAGUUUUUUAAAAUACGUGGCAGAACGACUACGGGUCAUGAUGUGGUAGAAGUAGCUAAAGAUGAUCUGAUAUUAUUUUUAGAAAGAAGUUGAGUUUAUUUCCAACUAAAACGAGAAUGUUAAGGCUGAUUUCCACUCAUUAUCAUUGAAAACAUUUAUUUUGCCCUAUUAUCUCAUCAUUUUUAUGCAGGACUUACUGUAUUUAGAUGUUAUGUAUUUCACAGAAACUAGUGGUAAAAGCCUAGAAACUAGUUUCAUUUCAAUUUUAUGCCUUCAUUGUAAUUAUACGGUAAAUCAUAGGAUAAGUCACUGCAUGAAAUCUUAAAAUUUGCAUUACAAAUCAAGAGAAAUCGAUGAAGCAAAUGUUUGGAUAAGUCCAUCUACAUUUUUAAAAUCUCUUGGAACCACCUGAAGACAAUCUUCGUACUGCAGUUCUUUGGCUAGUUUCGUUAUAUGAAAAAUAUGUACUAGUAAAUGGUAAAUUGUAACUGCUUAAGGAAUUCUUCACAGGGUUGUGUAAAGUGAUAGUAACUAGAGAUGUGCCCCAAGGGUAUCGAUAUUUGUGACGCACCGGUAUUGUUAAGGCUUGUCCAGACAGAUCAAGUUAAUUUGGCAAGUAGCUAAUCGUAGAAUUCGUCUUAAAAUAAAAUACAUAAAUAAAUAUUAGUUUCUAAGCUUUUACCACUGUUUUUUUUAAAAUGAUUUAUAGGUUGUUGCGAAUCUAAUCCUGGGCUAAACCAUUUUUCAUGUUUCUACAGAAACAAAUAUAUUAUGGAGGCUUAAUACAUACCUAAGUAACCCGUUUUUUCACACAAAAAAACUCUUCUGUUUUCAUAAAUUAUGAAGCAAUUGAAUUAAGUCGACAAGCCAACAAAUUGUUUCUUCUGGUUUUGUUUCAACCCACUAGAAAACCGUGCAAUGUUGUAUAAUUUCCAGCCACCCAAAUUUUAAUUCGAAUUUGCAUAUAACAAUUAAUAAUUGUGAAUUUUAUUUGGGUGACUGGAAAUUACAGAAUCUUGCACACUGUUCCGACAAAGCUAUAAUAAUAAUUGAUUUAUAUCAUGGUCCAAGAACAGAGCUAUUUUAGAAAUUGCCUGAGAAGUUAGAGGUAAGUUUUUUUCUGAACUGACUCUGUUAAAAUGAAAUGGACUUCUCAGAUAAAGUGGAAUUUUCUGGUUCUUUGGGAUCUAGCCUUGUACUUUAUGCAAUUUCCUGUGUUUGGUUGCUUGUAUCAAGUUCCAGUAUGUGUCCAAAGGUAGAUGAUAUUCAUCUUCAGGCCCAUUUCUUCAAAUUCUCUUGCCAUUUCACUAGUCAUCAAUUGUACUUAUUCAAAACUGUCAAUGAUUAUUUCAGUCGUUUGCCUACCAUAUUUAUGUCAUAUUUAGAUCAGUCUAUUGGAAUUCUCUUCCAGCUUUAGUAGAUUUCAUAAAGCUGUCUAUAUUGCUACCUGAUCUUACAAUAUUCAGGCAAUAGUUCACAUAACCCCUAUAAUCAAAACUAACCCUGUGCGCUUCAUCAAUCAUUUAAUUUUAGAAUCUCUUCAUUGAGUUUGUAGCUUAUAAGGAUUAGAAAUCAAACCAUUUUUUUUUUAUCAAGCUAGCUUUAGCUUUGUGAUUAGCCCUGAUAUACUGUAUUGCGUAAAUAUAUAUUUUUAUACUUUAAUACAGUCUGUCUCAAAGUUAAAUAUACAUCCUCAGGUCGAAAUUUUAGGGGUAGUAGCCAAUUUUAUAUCUAAUUUUGAGACAUGCUUUUUUUUAAGUUUCUAUUAACUGUUAUUGAUGCAAGUUGAUUUUAUAAAAACUAGAAGUUGUGUUUUUUUUUUUUCAUAAAUUUUUCACUGUAUAAACCAUUAAUUUUUAUCGUGUACAAACUUUUUUUUUUGUUUUAACAUACAAAAUUCAUUUUUUAUUUAACUAUUUUGUUGUUCAAGUCAACUUCUAGAACUUUUUUUUUUAUUGGUUAGCUUAUAAGGUACAUUAUUAAAUCUUAGGCGUUUGUGUCUAAAAAAAAUAAAGUGAGUUUAGUUUUAGAGCUUGUACCUCAUUGUUCAAAAUGACAAGAGUAUACUGCAGACCUACAUCUUGAAGAAAAUCAGAUAUUUUUGUUUAAAAUAUGUAUUAGCAUUUUUGAAACUCUUGGAAUUUUGAACCUCAAGCUCUCAGGCUGUUUAUUUUUAAGGGAGAAGUUUUGUUACGUUUACAAAAUAAUAUGUACCUGCUUACAUACAUAUUUCUAUUUUGAUAUGAACAAAUUAAAUUUUUUUGACUAUUUUAA